UAAAACUCACGCCUUGAUGUUCGUCUCCUUAGGAUUUAAUUCUGUGAAUGAAUAAGCAAGAGUAACGACCCUGGGUCAUUUGUCACGGUGAAGUAUUUAAGUCUAAAGGGCACAUAUGUCUGCUGCCACAAUCUCCUGGUGUUGAGAAGAGGACGGGGGUUGUCUCCCACAGUCAGAUCCCUCUGAGUGGUUGUUUAGUUAUCCAAGAGGAUAACCUCUUCAGCAUGGAGGAAUCCCUCAACAGCACCGCCGACCCAGCCUGUUUCCAAGAGCCUCCUCUGGCUAUGGACAUGAUAAAACAGCUAGAUGUGUUUGGAACGUGUCUCUAUGCUGUUCUCACCUUCAUGUCCUGUGUGUCCCUGCUGCUGUACCUGGAGUGGUGCGUGUUUAUUUAUAAAAAGAUGCCCUAUCCCAAAAAGACGACUCUAAUCUGGAUAAGUGGGGCUUCACCAAUUAUUGCCACCAUGGCCUGCUUUGGGAUGUGGAUUCCUCGGGCAGUCAUGUUUACAGACAUGGUGUCAAACUGUUAUUUUGCAGUUGUAGUUUACAAGGUCUUGGUGCUGUUGAUUGAGGAAUUGGGUGGAAGCAGCAUUUUCCUGCUCCGGUUUUCGGAAAAAACCUUUCGGAUCAACACGGGACCGUGCUGCUGUUGCUGCCCCUGUUUACCCCGUGUCCCGGUAACACGACGGCUGCUAUUCCUGCUGAAGCUGGGUGCUCUGCAGUAUGCCAUACUAAAAACAGCUCUCUCUGUUCUCGCUGUAGUACUGUGGACGAAUGGAAACUUUGACCUUUCUGAUCUGGAGAUCACUGGAGCAGCCAUUUGGCUCAACCCAUUCAUUGGUGUCCUCACCAUUAUCUCCCUUUGGCCUGUUGCCAUCGUCUUCAUGAAUACCAACAGCUUGCUGCGCAGCCUCAGCAUUGUACCCAAGUAUGCCAUGUACCAACUAGUACUUGUACUGAGUCAGCUGCAGACAUCAAUCAUCAACAUCCUGGCCUUAGAUGGAACCAUCGCCUGCGUUCCUCCUCUCUCUUCUCAGGCUCGUGGAUCCAUGUUAAGUCAGCAGAUCAUGAUCGUGGAGAUGUUCAUCAUCAGUUUGGUCUCUCGGUGUUUGUACCGCCGCACAUAUGACACGGUUCCCUUUGAGUCACAUGAUGACGAGCAGAAAAGCAAGGCUGUCCUGCAGGCUACUCUGGUGGAGCACGAUGUUUAAAAAAAGACAGAAAACAGAGACUCUCUGUGACAAAAUUACAUAAGUCAUUAUAUUUAUGGGUUAUCCACUCUGGAACAAAAACAGAUGUUUACACACUUUAUUCUAGGUAUUGGUGUUGAUUAAUAAAAUGUCAAGCUAAUACAUCUGAA
Messenger RNA from Nothobranchius furzeri (turquoise killifish), 1360 nucleotides. Its product is annotated as organic solute transporter subunit alpha. Gene Ontology annotation, molecular function: transporter activity. The record is from RefSeq and is a predicted model, not a curated record. Gene Ontology annotation, biological process: transport. NCBI's taxonomy places the organism in Eukaryota, Metazoa, Chordata, Actinopteri, Cyprinodontiformes, Nothobranchiidae. Gene Ontology annotation, cellular component: membrane.